AUGGUACUUUCCACUGACAAUACUAUCGAAAAUCCCACGUUUUUACCGCACACACGUUAACACCACCGAGCGUUUAGACAUUAGUAAACAUCCACACCGACAGGGGGCGCGGUUGAGCGCAAAGCGUCGUCAGACGGGAAGUAAACACAGUGGUGCCAUUGAAGACGGACUAAGAUGUGGCGAUCUGUCUGUGAUCGCGCAGGUUUUGACGCUUUUCACUUCCCGAACCGGGGCUUUCCCCAGGCUCGUGUUUUAACGUCUGAGGAAGUUAAGGGGAAAGGACCCAAGUCUCCAGGCUUUUGUGGUAUUUUCUGAGGGUGAAAUGACGGUUCUGCUUCCCGGAUGCCAGAGCGAAAUCGCGUCUCCCGAAAGCCCACGAACGCAGAUAUCAGGCAGCUAGAGGAUAAUAUCAGGUUGUAGAGUUCCAUGUGAGCAGCCAUGUUCCGCCCCGAGGCCCUACGCCCGGACCCAUGGGCCUCCCAGUUCCCUGCACAGCGGUGGCUGCUGGGCUUCGGGGCUCUCCUUGCAUGGAUGCUUCUCUUCCACCUGCUGGUGAACGUGUGGCUCUUGUGCGUGUUCACCAGCAUGCUGCUGGUGCUGGGCGGCUGGUUGGGCUCGCAGGCGGCGCUGGACUCGGGCAGUUUCAUUCACCUGGAGCGAUUCAUGGCUCUGGAAAGGCUCCAGAGCUCCCCAGAGGGCGAGCAGCAGCUGGAGGGCGAGAUCCGGAGCAUGGUGCACAAGAUCGUUCGGGACUUUGUGUCCUCCUGGUACAGGACGGUGUCUUCAGAGCCCCUGUUUGAGGAGGAGGUGGAGCGGGCCAUGCUUGCCAUUGCGACAGAGCUGAAACAACGGGCCAGGAUGGUGGACCGCAGGGCCCUGACGGUGAGAGUGCUGCAGCUGUGUGGAGUUCAUUUGCGCAGCUACCUGGCUGCCAGGGAAAUGGCAGCAAAAGAAGAAGGACCCAGUGGUCUGUGGGAGCUGUACUGCCGCAGCUGCACAGCUCACCCGGCUCUGCGCAGUGAUGCUGAGCAGGUGAACUACAGCCGCGCCGUGGUGGACCUGCUUCUGCAUGUGCUCGUCCCGGCUCCUCACCUAGACACCCAGACAGGCCGCUUUGUUGUCGGGGAGCUUGUCGCAUGCAAUGUUAUUUUGCCGCUCCUGGCCAAACUGUCUGAUCCAGACUGGCUGAACCAGCUGGUUGUCAGCGUCUUCGCUGAGGCGGGCCAGUGGGCAUCGAAGGGGGCUGCGCCGGUCACAGAUCCGCCCGACGCUGGCCCCACAGCGCCGCAAACGGAGUUGUGGAAGCUGCAGGACGUUGAGGUGCCCUCCAGUUUGACCCUGAGGGUCCCCCCAGAACCACCCAUUGUGACAGAGCCCCCUACGCCAGAGAUGCUGGCUUAUGAUGUCAUCGAUGCCACCGAGCUCUUCUCUCAGAACCCAGAAGAGGAGGAAAGUGGCCCGGAAGUAGGAACCAGGCUGUUUGGAGUCGGGAGAGCAGAGGUCAGUCCAAUGGACUACCUGCGGCCUGGGAAAUUCAACCCAUUCUAUCGAGAGCCGGACUCUGAUCUGGAUUCUCCCCUGUCUGACUUCAGACAAAACUCAGUGGAGUCGCUGGUCCUGAUUGGCGAGGACACACCGUCAGACCGUUUUGCGGAAUAUUCCUCUCCAUUAGAUGGCUGUGGUGCUGUGGACCCACUGGAUGAACUGCAGAGCAGCGUGAGUCUAGGAGAGAGCUCCUGUCCGAGGGUGCUGGUAUCAGAGGGAUCGGACCGACCUGCUACACCGGCAGGCAUGGCAGAUGUCAGGCCGGUCCCUGAGACGGAGCAGGCCAGCGAGGGAGACGCAAUCCCCCCUGGUGGGGUGCAGGCCUCCCGAUGUAACCCCAACGAGCUGUCAGUGGCACUGCCCCCCCCGCAGGCCUGCUCGCCCCUGUCGCCGUUCAGCUUCGAGCCUCCGAGCAGCCCUGAAGGUCCCAUCAUCAUCCAAAACUUACGCAUUUCUGGGACCAUCACAGCCAAGGAGCACAGAGGCACCGGCUCGCACCCCUACACCCUGUACACCAUCAAGUACGAGACUGCAGUGGAUGCUGAGAAUGCAGACCCCGCCCCACCCGUGGCCUACCAUACUGUGAACCGGCGCUACAGCGAGUUCCUCAACCUACAGAGCCGCUUGGAGGAGAAACCAGAGCUGCGCAAGAUCCUGAAGAAUGUGAAAGGACCCAAGAAAAUCUUCCCAGACCUCCCCUUUGGAAACAUGGACACGGACAGAGUGGAGGCCCGGAAAGGCCUACUGGAGACCUUCUUGAAGCAACUUUGCAUUAUCCCUGAAACGGCCAACAGUGAAGAGAUGCAGGAAUUUCUGGCCCUCAACACAGACGCAAGGAUCGCCUUUGUGAAGAAGUCUUUUAUCGUGUCACGGAUAGACAAGAUUGUGGUAAAUGCCAUCGUGGAUACCCUGAAGACUGCCUUCCCUCGGUCUGAGCCGCAAAGUCCCACCGAGGAUGGGGAAGCUGACCCUGACGGGAAAACACAGCUGGACAACAAGAAAAACAAAUCUCGCCUGAAGUUCUCCAGUAAGGCGACGCCUGUGCUCAGCGUGGCCAGCGUUCAGCCCCGGGUGCUUUACUGCUUUGAGGAGGGAGGCACUGUAUUCGGCGGCCUCUCUCUGGACAGUCUGGAGGUCUUUGUCGCAGAGCAGGAGCGGAUGGUAGGCCGGGCGCCAGUGCCGGAGGUCAUGGGGGAGCGGGCCCUCAGGCUUGGGGGCCUAAUGGGGCAGCUGCAGGUUUCAGCCAGUAAGACCACAGCUGAGACUGGUCUGGCAGAUGUGGCCCAAGAUGUUCUCGGACUGCUCAUGAAGGACCAGUGGGGGUGGCUUUGCACUGAGAACAUCCAGAAGACCAUCAGACUGCUCUUUGGGACGCUCAUUGACAGAUCGGAUCUCCAACUUUCUGGGACCAGAGAAAUACAAGCUGAGCUGGCAGGUGGUUCUGGAUUCCCUGCAGGAAGCCCAGAUCAACAGGCACCUUGUCUGUUCCAUGUGGGACCUGCUGCUGGAGUUUCUCAUUCCGGAAUCUUCCAGCGAAGACUUUCAGAAGACUCUGCUGGGAAGCCUAUCUGGGUAGCCAGUGUCGUCAGAGUGACGGGGAAGCGGAGUGCCCUCCCAAUGCAGAUUCCCGCACAAACAUCUAGCCACUGCACUACAGACAGCCUAGGCCAGUGUCCCAGCCAUCAGCCCUGGCUUUUGGAGCCGUUUCACGAAGAUCCAUGUCAGAUUUUAGCUUGUGUAUUUAUUGACCUUAAGCACUAUGGACACACCAGUCUGCAGAGGAUUUAAUCACCGGCCACCUGCUUCAUGUUUGAUCAGGACUUCUCUUUGAUUCCAGAAAACUCUUAGCAUUGCUCUGGGUUUGUGGGUGUGAACUGCAAGGACCACGCCCCCCCUCCCCCGAGUCUAGUCUUUCUCUCGUUAUGAGUAUCCACAAACCACUGCCAUUACAAAGUCUCCAGUCCCCAGAUUGCCCGUCAUUCAAGAAACAACAAUUUACUGGAAAGUGACCUGCCAUUCCUGGCAGAUGUUUGCUGGCUGUGUUUAUGUGUUGGAUCUUGUCUUUGUCCUAGAUGUUCCCCUCACGUUAUCCCAGCUAAGCGAGAGUUUUUCCUGCUGUCUGGGAGCAACCGCGGGGUAUGGCAGUGACCUGUGUGCGUCUCGCCGCAGUGACCUGUGUGCGUCUCGCCGCAGUGACCUGUGUGCGUCUCGCCGCAGGGAUGUUUGCAUUUCGCUGCCGUGACCUGUGUUCAUGUCACCACAGUGACCUGUGUGUGUUGCAGCAGUGACCUGUGUGUGUCUCGCUGCAGUGACUUGUUUGCAUUUCACUGCAGUGACCUGUGUUCGUGUCGACACAGUGACCUGUGUGUGUUGCAGCAGUGACCUGUGUGUGUUGCAACAUUGACCUGUAUGUGUGUCUCACCGCAGUGACUUGUUUGCGCUUCACUGUAGUGACUUGUUUGCUUUUAGCUGUAGAGGACCUGUAGGUGCGUCACCGAAGUAACCCGUGUGCAUGUCAUUGCAGGGACCUUUGCCACAGUGACCUGUGUGCAUGUUGCUGCAGUGACCUGUGUGCAUGUCAUUGCAGGGACCUUUGCCACAGUGACCUGUGUGCAUGUUGCUGCAGUGACCUGUGUGCAUGUCAUUGCAGGGACCUUUGCCACAGUGACCUGUGUGCAUGUCAUUGCAGGGACCUUUGCCACAGUGACCUGUGUGCAUGUUGCUGCAGUGACCUGUGUGCGUCUCGCCACAGCCUGAGAGCUGUGUGGAGUGUGAGGCGUCAUCAAUGCAGCAUUCAAUUCUAGCACCCCGCAGAUGUGCGUGUCGGAAUGCUUGUUGUUUUGUUGGAUUCAUAGCUCUUAUGCGGGAUUAAUAAGGGUGACAUUUUUCAUACAGUUACAGUGAUGUCCACCCGCUGGUACGUGUUGCUGUUUUGUCCAUUACUCUACUCAUUGGUGAUACCUGUGUCGCUGUGAUGUGUGAAUGAGUAUAAAACGCCAAAUUGCUGUAACGCUUAAGUGGAAUUGGGAACACAGAGGUUGAUGUCUACAGUGUAAGGUUCUGGUUUCACAGAGGACCUGCAGGAGGCCUAAUGUCUUAAUACAGAUAUCUUUAAAAAUGCUGCUUUUUAAUGAGCUGGCUGCCAGUGGAGAUAAACAUCUUAUAAUAAUGUUUUAUUUUUUAUGCGCUACCGUGUUUUGAAGUAUAUGUAUUUAUGUGUGUAUAUAUAUUCUUUUGUGAUUUGUAUUUAUGCAUUAAUUUAUUUAAGUGUUAACCUCAGGACACGGCGGUCGGAGCGCGUCUCUGUCGUAUGUUGUGAACGCCGUCAAUCGUUUAUCUUGCUUCUAAAUUUUCCCACGCGAGCGGCUGUUUCCGUAGCUACGUGAGUGUCGCCCUCGACCUGACGCAACCUCUUCAGCUUGAUGUUUUUGUCAUCAUAGUUACACAAUGGAGUAAAGUAAACGUAUAAGGCUGAAAAUCUUAGUAAAAUGAAUGGCUGAGUGCAGUGACCAGGACAGGUAUAAAUAUAUCUGUUACAAAGGUAUGGAUUACGUGUUUGGCAGGAAGUGAGCAUUCUGGGAAAUGCUGACAUAACCUGCGCUACAGCAGACUUUGGAGGCGUUAUGAUGUGUAAGUUGUGUAAAAACUGCGCUGUGAAGAUGCAAUAUAUAAUUUUGUUGUAAUCGUGGGACCGAAAGGGUGCUGCCUUUGACUUGUGGAUCAUAUCUGAAAAAUAAUAAAAGACAGUGAAAGUC
Molecule: messenger RNA, 5300 nt
Organism: Brienomyrus brachyistius
Lineage: Eukaryota; Metazoa; Chordata; Actinopteri; Osteoglossiformes; Mormyridae
Gene: snx19b
Product: sorting nexin 19b
Exons: 11
Coding region: 439-3333 (964 amino acids)
Cellular component (GO): early endosome membrane; intracellular membrane-bounded organelle
Molecular function (GO): phosphatidylinositol binding
Source: RefSeq, a predicted model, not a curated record